Molecule: messenger RNA, 3786 nt
Organism: Dicrocoelium dendriticum
Lineage: Eukaryota; Metazoa; Platyhelminthes; Trematoda; Plagiorchiida; Dicrocoeliidae
Source: the annotation of a GenBank genome assembly
GCAAACUGAAACGAAGCCCUGGAGACGAACCAACGUUUCGUGAUCUGUUUAAGUUCGCCAGCCAGUUCGAGCUGUGUAUGCUGAGCAUUGGAUUGGCGAUGAGCAUAGUCUUGGGUUUUGCUUUUCCGCUCACUAUCCUUGUCUUCCGUUUCAUCGUGAAUGAUUUCAUGAGCCCUGAUUUUAUCCUGGCCUAUGCGGAUAUUAUCAACACUUCUGUUUGGUUCGCUAUCAUUGCUCUUUGUUCUUUCAUUUUGGCCUUUUCACAAACGGUUCUCGUCAGCUUCUUUACGGAGGGCGUUUGCCAUCGUAUUCGGAUGAAUUAUUUUCAUGCGAUACUAUACCAGGAUGCCAGCUGGUAUGAUCAGCAGGAAGUGGGGAACUUGGUAAAAUAUCUCUCUGAAGAUAUUGACACUAUAGAAUCAGCGAUCGGCGUUUAUUUGACCGAUUUCAUACAAAACUUGACCAGUUUUGUAGCCGGACUUGUCAUCGCUUUUGUUAGCAUAUGGAAAUUGACCUUAGUCGCAUGCAGUAUGCUUCCACUGAUCGUUGCUGGUUUUGUGUCCUUCGGGGUCAUUUCCCGUCACUUCCUUCCGAAAGAGUUCCAAUCCUACGCGAAAGCCAGCUCCAUUGCAGAAGAAGUUUUCCGUGCCAUUCAAACGGUGUUUGCUUUCGGUGGAGAGGAGAGAGAAAUUUCACGCUAUUCUGAGCAGCUCGAUGCAGCUUCAGUCGUCGGUGUGAAACAAGCCAGUUGUUACGGCCUCGCUGGCGGUUUCAUCAGUUUUUCAAUCUACUCCUCUGCUGCAUUGGUGUUUUGGUAUGGCGUCAGCUUGAUGCGCAAAGAGGAAUGCGAUGCAGGGUCGGUUGUUUUGGUUUUUCUCAACCUUAUCAUCGGAAGCCUUUUUCUCGGAGGUGCCUUGCCCAAUGUCCGAUACUUCUAUGCCGCCAAAGCAUCUGCGGAAAGGUUGUUUCGUGUCAUCGAAAGAGAGCCGCCAAUCGACAGUCGCCGCGGUGGCCUCAGGCCGAAUGAUUUCUUCCGCACAAUACAGUUCCAGGACGUUACUUUUUCUUACAGCAGCCGACCGAGCAACGUGGUCCUCAGAAAACUGAAUUUGAGUAUAGAGCGUGACCAAACCGUCGCCUUCGUCGGUCCCAGUGGCUGCGGCAAGUCCACAGUCAUGCAUUUACUGCUGCGCUUUUACGAUCCAACCCACGAUCUGAAUCUGGAUUGGUAUAGGUCUCAGAUUGGAAUAGUGCCUCAAGAGCCUAUCAUGUUCACAGGGACCAUAUAUGAGAACAUUCGGUUGGGUGACGCCAAUGCGUCUGAAGAUCAGGUUACUAAUGCCGCUAAACUAGCAGACGCCCAUCAGUUCAUCAUGCAGUUCCCUGAGGGUUACAGCACAAAAAUUACUCAAGCUUCGACGUGUCUCUCGACCGGUCAAAAACAGCGUAUAGCCAUCGCGCGGGCCCUAGUUCGCAACCCGCGUAUUCUCAUUCUGGAUGAGGCGACGUCUGCUUUGGAUUGCCAAUCUGAACUGUCGGUUCAGACCGCUUUGGAAAACGCUUGUGCCGGCCGUACGGUUGUUAUCGUUGCGCAUCGGUUGUCAACGGUGUUGAAGGCGGAUAAGAUAUUUGUGCUAGAAGACGGUUGCAUUCAGGAGAGCGGGACCCACUCCGAAUUAUGCCAACUGGAUGGCCUAUAUGCAGUUAUGUUCGCCGCACAGCGGCAAACGGUCAAACAGGACUGCAGUCAGAAGUCAUUAGACUCACCACCUGAUAUUGGCGAUGGUGACAACUCACAGGAAGCCCUUCGUCCUUCAAACCUGGUUCUCAAUUCCCUCGAGGACUUAUCGUGUGAUCUUGAAGUGGACGCGGUCAAUCCGAAGACAUCGGUCGUUGUGGAUUUUCCAUCUGCGCCAUCAGCACUUUUACGUGUCAUGAAAAUGUCCAAACCAGAAGCUGCGUUUAUCGUCGCCGGAAGUUUUUUUGCUGCCUUGUCUGGAUUGAUUCAACCGAUGUUCGCAAUUCUGUAUGCGGAAACUUAUAAUGUUUUCACAAUGUCCGGUAAUCCCCGGAGCAUGGACGCUCGGAUUAACCUGCUCACAGGGAUAAUGACGUUCCUUGGAUUGCUGCGUUUGGUUAGCUCAACUGUACAGGCAUAUUUCUUCGGAGUUGCCGGGGAGAGGCUCGUCAAACGACUAAGAAUAUUACUUUUCCGAGCCAUCUUACGUCAAGAGUUGGCCUGGUUUGAGGACCCAGACAAUCAUAUCGGCCGGCUUACCAACAUGCUGGCCUGUGAAACCAACAAAAUUCGUCCUCUCUGCGGAUCUGCGAUGGGGCGUAUCGUGGAGUCGUCUGUACUUGUCGUUCUUUCUCUGGCAAUCGCUUUUCAUUAUAGUUGGAAACUUACCCUGGUUGUAACCGCAUUCGUCCCUGUCGUCGUUCUUUCGAGCUUUCUUAACGUUCGUCACUUGAAAGGUAACGUCGCAGAAAACCGGGACAACGUUGCAAUUCAGGUGGCCUAUGAAGCCCUGUUUUCCAGUCGAACCGUUAGUGCCCUUGGGUUGGAAAGUCAUUUUCAUCGAAAAUAUGCUACUGCUCUUCAGGAAGAAAAAAAAUCCCACAGGUUGAAGUCUCUUGCAUUCGGUUUGGUUUAUGCAUUGGCCCAGUCGCUUCCCAUCUGCUCUUAUGCUGCUGCUUUUUCCUACGGCGGAAUGCUGAUGUCUCAGAACGAAAUCUCUCUGAUAGCCAUCUUUAGAGUGUUCGCGGCCAUCAAUUUUGCCGCCCAGGCUCUUGGUAGGUCUUCACACUUCGGAGUCGACAUGAGAAACGCCAUUCGCGCUUUCUCAAAAAUUUGGCUAAUUCUUGAUCGCAAAUCAGCAAUUCCAGUUGACCAGGGAAUAUAUCCCCAGUUUGAUUUGAAUUCCGUGACCAUCAAAUUUGAACAUAUUUCAUUUUCCUACGGCACCCGCCCAGGCGCCAUGGUACUGAAGGACUUAUCACACAUCAUUAAACCAGGGCAGAAGAUUGCUCUGGUUGGCCACUCUGGCUGCGGGAAGACAACUUUAUUGAAGUUAUUGCAACGAUUUUAUCGGUACCCGCGCGACCCUACUCGUGGCAUAUUCCUCGGUGACAUCUCACUGAACAAGAUAGCCCCCAGAUGGAUCAGGAGCCAGAUCGGCUUUGUGGACCAGGAGCCACGUUUAUUCAAUUUGAGUAUGAGGGAAAACAUAGCCUAUGGAGAUAAUACUCGAAUCGUCAGCCUGGAUGAGGUGAUCGAUGCGGCACGCCGGGCUCACGUUCACGAAUUCAUUGCUGGUUUACCCCAGGGCUACGAAACUCCUCUUGGACCCCGCGCCUGCGAGCUAUCAGUUGGCCAAAAGCAACGCGUCGCAAUUGCCCGGAUGUAUAUCCACCGCCCGAACUUGCUGCUUCUUGACGAAGUAACGUCAGCCUUGGAUGCGCGAACUGAAGAAAAGAUACAGCUCAAUCUGGAACGGUUCCUACAAGGAAAAACUGCUAUCAUCAGUGCUCAUCGGCUUUCAGUGAUACAGAAGACCGACUUGGUUAUCGUGUUGGCUGAUGGAGUGAAAGUGGAAGAAGGAACUAUUGAAGAACUUGCAGCUUCUAAAGGUGCUUUUGAAGUCAUCAUUCGCUCCCAGUAAAGCGUACAAUUCCGUCACAACUAUCACGUAAAAGCGCCAGGCUGUGAUUCCCCAAUCUCCCCAUUUGCCAAACAGUUGUGUGUUCAGAUUCAUAUAAAUUGCACUCCCAAAUUCUUUAAGCAGC